Molecule: messenger RNA, 2007 nt
Organism: Aspergillus mulundensis
Lineage: Eukaryota; Fungi; Ascomycota; Eurotiomycetes; Eurotiales; Aspergillaceae
Exons: 3
Coding region: 1-2007 (668 amino acids)
Biological process (GO): triglyceride catabolic process; phosphatidic acid biosynthetic process
Cellular component (GO): lipid droplet; endoplasmic reticulum
Molecular function (GO): triacylglycerol lipase activity; acylglycerone-phosphate reductase (NADP+) activity
Source: RefSeq, a predicted model, not a curated record
AUGACCGUACUCAACUCUGACAGGCCGCUUCCCACUGUUCUCAUCACAGGAUGCAGCGAGGGCGGCAUUGGAUCAGCCCUGGCGGAAGCCUUCCACGAGCGGGGUUUUCACGUUUUUGCGACGGCACGUUCGCUGUCUAGAAUGGUUCACCUGGAGCGAUUGUCGAAUAAGACUCUUUUAGAGCUUGAUACUGAGUCUCAGUCCAGCAUCAAUGCCACCCUGAAGGCAGUGAUCGCCUAUACGGGCGGCACCGGGAAGCUGGACUAUCUAGUCAAUAACGCGGGGCUGACUCUGAACUGCCCAGCUCUGGAUGCCGACUUGACGUAUGCGAGGAAGAUGUUUGACGUUAAUUUCUGGGGCAUGGUCAAUGUUACGCACACGUUCAUGCCGCUGUUGAUUGCUUCUAAGGGGACGGUUGUAAACAACGCUUCCCUUGCGGGAGUUGUGCACGUACCCUGGGGAUCAUUUUACAAUGCCUCUAAAGCCGCUGUUCGAAUGUACGGCGAGUCACUUCGGCUUGAGGUCGCUCCGCUAGGCGUCAAGGUAGUCACCGUCAUGACCGGGAUUGUGGCCUCCAAGAUUUUCGAGAAUGCUCCUCAUGAGGAAUUGCCUGAGAGCUCAUACUACACGGCGGCCGGUCCGCAGAUAGCAGAGCUUGCAAGCGGAGCAAAACAUGCCACUAUGGCGAUGCCAGCGGCUGUUUAUGCGACCGCCGUAGUUGAUGAUGUGCUCCGAGGUUGCAAUGGGAUGACUUGGAGAGGAAGAGCUGCGUCUCUCGGAUGGUUGAUCCAUUCGUACAUUCCGACCUGGCUGACACGUUGUCCACAGCAUGACGGGUGUAUCGGCAAUAGCGUCAUGACGGAGCUUAUCGGAGUUAACAACAAUCUGAUCCGGAUAUGUGGAGAUCUCGCCAGGAAGUAUAAAGCUCCUGACAUGCCCCAUCGAACAUUACCACCAGUUUAUCCAAAACGACAGAUACCACUUGCAACAACCAUGCCAGCCCAGUCACUGUUGAGAUCGAUUUCCCGACCGAUCAUCACCCUUGAGGAACAUUUCCUUUCCCGUGCUGCGCUCGCAUCGCCAAAUGCGCUCAACCAGAAAAUGCGAGCCAUCCCCGGGCUAUUCGACAGUUUCACCGAGCUGGGUCCACGGCGCCUUGCGGAUAUGGACGCCGGGCAAGUGACCAUGCAGGUUGUCUCUCACGGCCCUGGUGACCUGUCACCCGCCCAGUGUCGAGAUACCAACAACCAGCUCGCAGAAGCCGUGCGCGCCUAUCCGAGCAGAUUUGCCGGGUUCGCUGAACUGCCAAUGCAUGAGCCCAAAGAAGCCGCAGUGGAACUCCGACGGAUGUGCUCGGGCGCUUUUGACGGGGUUCGCUUUGUCGGAGCGUUAGUGGACAGUCAUACAGAAGGCGGAUUAUACUAUGACGGACCUGAAUUUGACGUGCUUUGGGAGGAGGCGACGAACCUGGAUGUGCCGAUAUACAUCCAUCCAACGUGGCCCACCCAGCAACACUUCACAGCGUACAAGUUUCCCAACGUAUCUGAGGAUGUGAACGCAGCCAUCCUCUCAUUUGGAUUUGGCUGGCACAGCGAUGUGGCUAUCCAUAUUCUGCGUCUGUAUGCAGCGGGCGUGUUUGACCGGUUCCCGAACUUGAAAAUCAUCAUUGGGCAUAUGGGAGAGAUGAUUCCCUACAUGCUUCAGAGGAUAGAGCGGGUUUCCUCAAGAUGGGGAAAGCACAGGUCGUUUCGUGAGGUGUGGGACGAGAAUCUGUGGUUAACGACGAGUGGUAACUGGGCGUUGGACCCGCUGGCUUGUAUACUGCGCAACACGAAGCCCGACAGAAUCAUGUAUAGCGUGGACUACCCGUUUGCGAAGAGCGCUGACGGGCUGAAGUGGCUGGAAGAGCUGGAGGGGAGUGGGAUGGUGACUUCGGAGGUGUUGGAAGGCAUCCGCUGGAAGAAUGCGGCUUCAUUGCUGAAGUUGAAUGUCGACCAGGCUUCAUGA